Messenger RNA from Serpula lacrymans var. lacrymans S7.9, 867 nucleotides. RefSeq lists its product as uncharacterized. Gene Ontology annotation, molecular function: GTPase activity. The record is from RefSeq and is a predicted model, not a curated record. NCBI's taxonomy places the organism in Eukaryota, Fungi, Basidiomycota, Agaricomycetes, Boletales, Serpulaceae. The transcript has 6 exons. Bases 1 to 867 code for a protein of 288 amino acids.
AUGCGUUAUGCAGUCCUGGUAACUGGCCCAGCCGGUGCAGGAAAAUCUACGUUUUCAACGUCCUUUAUGACUCACCUCCGCAUGUCGAAACGAAGCGCAAAUAUCGUGAAUCUCGACCCUGCUGCAACAGGCGAUGCAUUUGAGUAUGAGCCAGCAAUCGACAUCCGAGAACUUAUCAGCUUAGAGGAUGUGAUGAAUGAAAUGGGGUAUGGGCCGAAUGGCGGCCUAGUUUAUUGUUUUGAGUAUCUCUUGCAACAUAUUGACUGGCUGGAUGAAGAGUUAGGGGGCUUCGAUGAUGAUUACUUGAUAAUUGACUGCCCUGGUCAGAUUGAACUGUAUACACAUCACCCUUUCCUCCCGUCUUUAGUGCGACAUUUGACACGGAUGGGUAUACGUACAUGCGGAGUCUAUUUGCUGGAAUCACAGUUCAUGGAAGACAAAUACAAAUUCUUCAGCGGAGUGCUCACUGCCAUGUCUGCCAUGGUGAACCUUGAGGUUCCCUGGAUCAAUAUAAUGUCAAAAAUGGACCUUAUCACGUCCAAUCCGGAUAACUCUUCUGGUGGUCCACGCAACGGUCGCCGUACUCGGAAGGAUAUUGCACGAUAUCUCGACCCUGAUCCUCUUCUUAUCGUACCCCUUGGACGCGAGUCUCCUAACACUAAUCCAAGAUUUCAUGCACUUAAUCAAGCCAUUGUUCAACUGAUUGAAGAUCAUCCACUUGUGUCCUUCCUCCCUCUCGAUCUUACAUCUCCGGAUUCUCUUGAAACAGUAGUAAGCCAUAUAGAUUUUACGAUGCAGUACGGUGAAGACGAAGAGCCGAAAGAGCCGCACGACAUGGAUGAGGGUGAUUUUGCGGACAUGGAGUAG